This is a messenger RNA of Brachypodium distachyon (stiff brome), 1581 nucleotides long. RefSeq names its product protein G1-like1. Gene Ontology annotation, biological process: mRNA transcription; response to light stimulus. Gene Ontology annotation, cellular component: nucleus. Lineage: Eukaryota; Viridiplantae; Streptophyta; Magnoliopsida; Poales; Poaceae. The record is from RefSeq and is a predicted model, not a curated record. The transcript has 2 exons. Bases 346 to 1185 code for a protein of 279 amino acids.
UCCAAUCCCCGUCCCUUCUUCCCCUCAAACCUCAAAACCCGCAGGCAGCAGCAGCAGCUUUUCCACGGCUCCGCCUCUCCCCCUCGCGCACCGGGCCGGACGCCUAUCUGCCUGCCUCACCUACCUGCCUAUAUACACCCACACCCCUACUCCUCCUCUUCCUUCUUCUCCUCGCGGCUGCCAUAAAUCCAAAGCAACUUAACCCAAUCGCUCCCUAGCUCGCCCUUUCUCGGCGCCAUCGUCCGGUGGCGGCCUCGUCAAUCGGUCGCCGGCGGCCAGUACUCGCGGGUGUGCCAGAUCUGACUGAGGUGAAAGGAGCAGGAAAGAAAUCGAUCGAGUUUUGCCAUGCUGCAGGGCGGAGUAAGCGGGCCGUCGUCGGCGGCGGGCAGCAGCCCAAUCAGCCCGAUGAGCCAGGACGCCAGCCCGGCGCGGCCCAGCCGGUAUGAGUCGCAGAAGCGGCGCGACUGGCACACCUUCGGGCAGUACCUCCGGAACCACCGCCCGCCGUUAGAGCUCGCCCGGUGCAGCGGCGCGCACGUGCUGGAGUUCCUGCGGUACCUGGACCAGUUCGGCAAGACCAAGGUGCACACCGCCGGCUGCCCCUUCUUCGGCCACCCUUCGCCGCCGGCGCCUUGCCCCUGCCCGCUCCGCCAGGCCUGGGGCAGCCUCGACGCGCUCGUGGGCCGCCUCCGGGCCGCCUUCGAGGAGCACGGCGGCCGGCCCGAGGCCAACCCCUUCGGGGCCCGCGCCGUCCGGCUCUAUCUCCGCGAGGUCAGGGAUAGCCAGGCCAAGGCCAGGGGGAUUGCCUACGAGAAGAAGCGCCGCAAAAGGCCCUCCGCGGCGGCCCAGAAGCCGAAGGUCAAGGCGGAGCCGGCGCCGGAGAAGAUGAACGUCGUGGCGCCACCGCCGCCGCCGCCGGCGGCACAGGAGGCGGCGGAUCAGGGGCACCGGUUCUUCGUCCCGCACCCGUACCACCACCACCACGCGCAGUUCAUGCACCACCACCACGGCGGCGCGCAUUUCCUGCUGGCGCCCGUGGGCGGCGGCGACGCCAGCAGCGUCACGGCGAGCAACAACGACUCCGGCGGCAACAGCGGCGGGGGCGACGAGAUGGCCAUGGCCAUGGCGGCGGCCGCCGAGGCGCACGCGGCGGGCUGCAUGCUGCCGCUCUCCGUCUUCAAUUAACUCAAUCGAUGGAUCCUAGCGUGCAAGCUAAGGUAGGGCUUGAUUCAUCGAUCGAUUUGAAGUUUCUUCUUCGAUCUGAUCAAAUUAAAACACGCAUCGAUCGACAAUCUCUCGCGUAUGUACUGUUGCUCUUACCAACACUGCUAGCUGUUCGAGCUCGUUUUUGGCGGAAGACAUUUCCUGCUUUGUUGCUGGGAAUUAGUAGUGGUAGUACUCCCCUGCUGCUUGGUACUGUAGGGUUUUCUGCUGGUAUCAUUAAUUAAUCCUUCCUGCUUGGUUUGUGUAUGCUAUGCUGCUGAAGAUAUAAUCCAGGUCUCUGUUUAAAAUGGGAAGGGACUCAUUUCACUGUUCCCAUGAGAGCGUCUUAAUUAAUCUGCUUGCUGCAUGCUGCAAGGA